Messenger RNA from Elgaria multicarinata webbii, 1615 nucleotides. Its product is annotated as zinc finger protein 282-like. Gene Ontology annotation, biological process: regulation of DNA-templated transcription. The record is from RefSeq and is a predicted model, not a curated record. Bases 47 to 1615 code for a protein of 522 amino acids. NCBI's taxonomy places the organism in Eukaryota, Metazoa, Chordata, Lepidosauria, Squamata, Anguidae. The transcript has 7 exons.
CUUUCCCACCUUCCCCACCCACAACGCCUAGCAAAGGCUCAGCACCAUGGCUGAAUGGGACCCUCCUGCCCAGUCUUCACACUGGAGUUCGGAGGUGCAGGCUGCUCCGCUGGAGGAGGUCAGCUUCCCCAAAGAGACACAGCUUCAGACAGCCACGAUUUCUCUGUGGACGGUGGUAGGGGCUGUCCAGGCCGUGGAGAGGACGGUGGAGGCACAGGCCCUGCGGCUGUUGAGCCUGGAGCAGCGGUCGGGAACGGCCGAGAAGAGGUUUGCGGACUGCGAGAAGGCCGUGGCUGAGCUGGGAAGUCGGCUGGACAGCCGGUGGUCAGCGCUGGGCACCGUCCUUCAGGAAUACGGGCAGCUGCAGAGGAGGCUGGAGAACCUGGAGACCCUGCUGAAGAACUGGAACUUCUGGGUCCUAAAGGUUCCCGUGGGCACGACUGGAGAGGGGUCAAAGAUCUCGGCGACGUUCGGCGACUGCUCGACUCACUUUUCUCGGGAGAAAUGGGAAAGGCUGGAGGACUGGCAGAAGGAGCUCUAUAAGAACGUGGUCAAGGGGAACUGCGAGUCUCUGAUCUCCCUGGAUUUUGCUGUUUCUAAACUGGAGAGUUUAGCCUGCGCUGAACAAGGAGGAGACCCGCCUCCCGUUCUAGGCCAGGCGGCCUCGGAAGGACAACCUCCACAGUCUCCAUCGGAUCCCAAGACAGAUUAUACGGUUUCUAAACUGGAUCCUUUACCGAGUGAUGGAGAAGGAGGCCUCCCUUGUGUUCCGCUCCAGACGGACGUGGAAAUGGAAGCCCACAAAAGCUUCAGCUCAGACAAAGAAGAACCACCUGCUUCGAGGACGGAUGUCAUUUCUUGGAUCAAACAGGAAGACCAGCCCACAGCAAGGGACGCUCGUGACAGUGCCCAGCUGCAGACAGAGGACCACCAAGCGGAAGAUCCGGCCAACCCGCCGCUGCUGCUGUUCUUCCCAGGCGGGUCCGUGGCGCCCAUUUUCAACGGCGCCAUCGGUGAGAGCCAGCCCCUCUCCAGCCUCCGCGGCCCACGCACCACCGGCGGGACCCCCCCGAGCUCUCCCGCGGCGGCCCUGGAAGCCGCCAUGGAGCGGCCCCACACCUGCGCGGACUGCGGCAAAACCUUCAGCCUGCUGCUCAGCCUCCAGAUCCACCAGAUGAACCACCGCAAGCGGAAGCAGUACGCCUGCACCUUCUGCGGGGGGGCCUUCAGCUGCCCCUCGGAGCUCGUCCGGCACCAGAUGAUCCACACGGGCGAGAGGCCCUACAAGUGCACAGUGUGCGGGAAGGGCUUCGUGCGCAAGCAGCACCUCAUCCCUCACCUGCGGCUGCACACGGGCGAGAGGCCCUACCGGUGCGCCCAGUGCGGCAAGGCCUUCAUCUGCAAGCACCACCUGAUGGAGCACCAGCGCACCCACACCGGCGAGCGGCCCUACGCCUGCACCGCCUGCGGGAAGGCCUUCCGGCGCAAGAAGUCCCUGAAGGACCACGUGCGGAUGCACAGGGCCGGACCGGGCCAGGCGGCCUCCUCCGCCCGGGAUCCCCCCCAGGAGCCUCAGCCGCCGCCGACAGAAAUCAGGGGGGGAAAUGUGUGGUAG